GUUCACUAUUGGAGAUGCUAUUGACUACUUUUCAAUAUGAUUUUCUCUUGCUCCUACUUGCAAAAUAGCAUGGCCAUGAAUAAUAAGGAUCAUAAUCAUGCGUCCGAACCACGUCAGAUGAAAAAGUUGUCUUAAAGCACAACAAUCUUGUUCACACCCAUGAUUCUGGUUUGACCCACAGAGCCAAAUGCCACGCCAUGCACACCAUAGCAACUUCCCUCAUAGGCCAUGCCAAAGCACACAAUAGAAAAAAGCUUCUCUCCUGUCACACUCUCUCUUUCACUCUUUCUCUUUAAAUUUAUCACUUUACUCUCUUUUUCAGAACCAGAAGACGAUGAACAACCACAACAACAAGCUGUAGAAAAACAGCACUUUGAUUGGAACCAUGGUUUUUUGUACUCACUUUCUUUUUCAACAUCUCUGCCUUCUGUCAGCUUCUUAUUUUUAACUCUGUUCCCGAUCCAUGCUCUUUUAGCAGCUUCUAUAAAACAAAAUCUUCUUGGUUCCAAUUUCAGCUCACAAGGCUCGAUCACGCCCUCAACUUUUAACCACUGUUUUAUUCAUGUCAAAUGGAUAUUACACUCUCAAGAAGGCUUCUUUCCUUCGCCAUGUCACAGCAUGUGGUGCGAUCUCGUGUUUCUGCUUUGCUUGUGUAAUUUCACUGCACUUUUCUCUACAACCACCAAUUCUUUGUUUUCUUUCUGAAAACACUGUGUUGCGUCACCCCACUUGAAAUAAAAAAUAUUCAAAAGUUCUUCUCUUCUGUGAGUGCAAUGAUCACCAUUCCUCCUUGGAAAUUCUGAAGUUUGAAAAGCAGAAAGUGAGUUUGCUGAAGUUACUUUACUUUGUUCUUUUUUUUUUCAUCCUCACAUGGUUACUGUCUUAUGUCUAGUAUAGCCUAUUCCUUUGUUUGUUUUUACUGCUCUUUUUGUUUAUAUCCACCGAGGAUUUGAUUGUUACUCCUCCCACUUUUUCGUGUCCUUUCUACUGCCACUGUUGCAGUUGUAUAAUAACACUAGCACCUUUGUGCUUCUCUCUCUCAUUAUUUUUCUUGCAUUUCAAACUUUCUUAUACUUGUGCGUGACUUGUUUUCCUUUGGUUUAUACACUAUGCUUUAUGGGACCCGCCAACCUUUAUCUACCGUAUGUAAGCAAAAUGGAAUGGCUGUGUGUUUCUGUAAGGAAAUAGUUGCUUUCUGAAAAAUUCAUGAAGCGCUCCACUGAAUGCAUUGCUACAAGAUAGAUAUUACUCUGAUGAAGCAAGUGCAAUUCAUCCCAUUCCUAUCACUUUGUUUUGUUUUCUAUUGUCCAUUGCUAGUGAUCUCUAUAAAUCCUUCUUUCAACGAUGAUGUGUUGGGGUUGAUUAUGUUCAAGGCUGGUCUAGAAGACCCAAAAGGAAAACUCUCUACGUGGAAUGAAGAUGAUUAUAGUCCCUGCAACUGGGUUGGUGUCAAAUGUGACCCUGUAAACAAUAGGGUAUCUUCUCUUGUUCUUGAUGGAUUCUCACUUUCUGGUCAUAUUGAUAGAGGACUUUUGAGACUGCAGUUCCUUCAGAUUCUGUCCCUUUCGAGGAACAAAUUCACAGGGACCAUAGCUCCUGACCUUCUCGGCAUUGGUGAUUUACAAGUAGUUGAUUUGAGUGAGAACAACCUCUCUGGGCUAAUUCCAGAUGAGAUUUUCCAGCAAUGUUGGUCUCUGAGAGUAAUAUCAUUUGCCAACAACAACCUCGCAGGUAAGAUUCCUGAUUCAUUGAGCUCCUGCUACUCUUUGGCAGUUGUGAACUUUUCCUCUAAUCAGAUACAUGGGGAACUUCCAUCUGGAAUGUGGUUUUUGAGGGGACUUCAAUCAAUUGAUCUUUCAAACAACUUGCUGGAGGGAGAGAUUCCAGAAGGAAUUCAGAAUCUGAUUGAUUUAAGGGAGUUGAGGCUGGGGAAGAACCUCUUCACUGGUAGGAUUCCUGAGCAUAUUGGUGACUGCUUGCUUUUGAAGUUGGUUGAUUUCAGCCGUAAUUCUCUCUCUGGGAGACUUCCUGAAUCAAUGCAAAAGCUCACCUCAUGCACAUUUCUCAGCUUGCAAGGGAAUUCAUUCACAGGUGGCAUUCCACAUUGGAUUGGAGAAAUGAAAAGUCUAGAUACAUUGGAUCUUUCUACAAACAGAUUUUCUGGUUGGAUUCCAAAGUCAAUAGGAAAUCUUGACUUGCUGAGUAGGUUGAAUCUUUCAAGGAAUCAGAUCACAGGAAACCUGCCAGAGUUGAUGGUGAACUGCAUUAAGCUUUUGACUCUUGACAUCAGCCACAAUCACUUGUCAGGCCAUCUUCCUUCAUGGAUAUUUCGGAUGGGUUUACAAAGUAUCUCUCUUUCUGGGAAUGGCUUCAGUGAGGGAAAUUAUCCCUCACUUACUUCCAUUCCUGUAUCUUUUCAUGGCCUUCAAGUUUUGGAUUUGUCAUCAAAUGCAUUUUUUGGCCAACUUCCAUCUGGAAUUGGAGGUCUUGGUAGCUUGCAAGUCUUGAAUUUGUCCACCAACAAUAUCUCAGGUUCUAUUCCUGUGAGUAUAGGAGACCUUAAAUCUUUGUACAAUCUUGACUUAAGUGGCAACAAUCUUAAUGGAAGCGUUCCUUCUGAAAUAGAAGGAGCAACAUCACUCAGUGAAAUGAGGCUACAAAAGAACUUCCUACGUGGGAGAAUUCCAGCCCAAAUUGACAAGUGUUCAGAACUAAUAUUUCUGAAUUUAUCUCACAACAAGCUUAUUGGCUCAAUCCCUUCAGCCAUAGCAAACCUAACCAAUCUUCAGGAUGUAGAUUUCUCAUGGAAUGAACUCUCUGGAAGCUUACCAAAGGAGCUGACAAAUCUCUCAAACCUUUUCUCCUUUAAUGUUUCACACAACCACCUUCAAGGUGAGCUACCAGUGGGUGGCUUCUUCAACACCAUCUCUCCUUCAUCUGUCUCUGGUAAUCCAUUGUUAUGUGGUUCUGUUGUUAAUCACUCAUGCCCUUCUGUUCAUCCAAAGCCUAUUGUCCUAAACCCCAAUUCUUCAUACUCCAACUCUGGCUCUUCAUUACAGAACAAUCACCAUAAGAUUAUGCUAAGUAUCUCUGUUCUCAUUGCUAUUGGUGCUGCUAUUUUUAUUGUCAUUGGUGUGGUGGUUGUUACUGUUCUAAAUAUCCAUGUGAGGUCUUCAAUGCCUCUUUCUGCUACUCCAUUUAUAUUCUCUGGUGGUGAGGACUAUAGCGGUUCACCCGGGAAUGAUCCAAACCAUGGCAAGCUCGUGAUGUUUUAUGGUGAUGCAGAAUUUGCUGAUGGUUCUCAUAAUCUUCUUAACAAAGACAGUGAAAUAGGUCGCGGUGGAUUUGGAGUUGUUUAUUGCACUGUCCUCAGAGAUGGUCAUUGUGUUGCAAUCAAGAAGCUUACAGUGUCCACCUUAACCAAGUCAGAAGAAGACUUUGAGAGGGAGGUUAAAAUGCUUGGGAAGAUCAAGCACCAAAAUCUUGUGGCACUUGAAGGUUAUUAUUGGACUCCGUCCUUGCAGCUCCUAAUUUAUGAGUACCUAGCCAGAGGGAGUUUGCAGAAGCUUCUACAUGAUGAUGAUAGCAGCAAAAAUAUACUUUCUUGGAGAAAAAGGUUCAAGAUCAUACUUGGAAUUGCAAGAGGGUUGGCCUAUUUGCAUCAAAUGGAGUUGAUUCAUUACAAUUUAAAGUCAACAAACGUGUUCAUAGAUUGUUCUGAUGAGGCAAGAAUAGGAGACUUUGGCUUGGUGAGGCUACUUCCAAUGCUAGACCCUUGUGUUUUGAGCAGCAAAAUUCAAAGUGCACUCGGCUACAUGGCUCCUGAAUUUGCUUGCCGCACAGUGAAGAUAACUGAGAAGUGUGACAUAUACAGUUUUGGAAUUUUGAUUUUGGAGGUGGUGACAGGAAAAAGACCAGUGGAAUACAUGGAGGAUGAUGUGGUUGUUCUUUGUGACAAGGUGAGAAGUGCAUUGGAUGAUGGCAAAGUGGAGCAAUGUGUUGAUGAAAAUCUAAAGGGUAAUUUUGCUGCAGAAGAAGCAGUUCCUGUGAUAAAACUGGGGUUGGUUUGUGCAUCACAAGUUCCCUCAAAGCGACCAGAUAUGGCUGAGGUGAUCAACAUAUUGGAGUUGAUCCAAUGCCCUUCUGAAGAACAAGAAGAAAUACAAUGAAUUUUAAGUUAUAGUGAUUGAGACAUAACAGAUAUUGCAUACCUGGUGAAGAACAAUCCAGUUUUCUUGCUUUAAUGCUAUUAUACAAUAUGAAUCAUGCAGAGAAUAUUCACUUAAUUUGUUUCCAACUUUUGUUUGUUGCUUCAGU
Messenger RNA from Vigna angularis (adzuki bean), 4317 nucleotides. Its product is annotated as probable LRR receptor-like serine/threonine-protein kinase IRK. Gene Ontology annotation, cellular component: plasma membrane. NCBI's taxonomy places the organism in Eukaryota, Viridiplantae, Streptophyta, Magnoliopsida, Fabales, Fabaceae. Gene Ontology annotation, biological process: protein phosphorylation. The transcript is spliced from 2 exons. The coding region runs from base 1224 to 4169 and encodes 981 amino acids. Gene Ontology annotation, molecular function: protein binding; protein kinase activity; ATP binding. The record is from RefSeq and is a predicted model, not a curated record.